Molecule: messenger RNA, 951 nt
Organism: Cuscuta campestris
Lineage: Eukaryota; Viridiplantae; Streptophyta; Magnoliopsida; Solanales; Convolvulaceae
Source: the annotation of a GenBank genome assembly
CACUCACUUCAGAUAUUGUGAGCUUACUGUAAAUGAUUCACAUUGAGAUACUUGGAUGCCUCAUUACUUUAUGAUCUGAAUCUUCCGAUGGAGAUAUGGGCAUGAAUCGAGCUGAAUCUCAGAUUGAAAUCCCAUACAGUCACUAUUCAUCCUCAUACUUUGCAGGUUUGAAGAAUAUGGGAAUGGUGCAAAUUACUCCACUAAAUAACUAGUACACGGGUAAAGGUCCUCCCAUUGAACAGACGUUGCCAUGUAGUCUUGAAGAUCUCUACAAGGGUACCACUGAGAAAAUGAACAUUUCUAAAGAAAUUUUCAAUGUUAGUGGAUAUGGGAGCGUGUGCUGAGUGCCAACAGAAUUGUGCAUUUCUUCAUUGUCAACACUACCCGGGUCCAGCGGUCACAUAUUUCUUCAAAAUCAUGAUCUCCGAUGAGUUCAUGCACACUCUGUAUCUGCCUCCUCAAUUUGCUAAAGCCACAUCCCAUUUGGCUGAUCAAGAAAUCUACCUUGAGGACUCUGUAGGGAUCAAAUCAAAAGGUAAGGUUUCAAAGUGGGAGAAUACACUGGCUAUUCAACAGGAAUGGCACCAAUUCUCAUUGAGCCAUAACAUUGAAGGCUCUUCUUGCACCAAGAAAAGAUUAUCAAACAAAUAGAUUGAUCACGGGAGUCUUGUAAUUUGCUGAUGGAACUCAUUUGACCAUUGAUGAGACACAACUUCAAGGUGGAAACCUUAACUCAACGGGGGUUGAGAAUACCGAGAUACUUGCUCGAUAUGCAAAAGGUUCACAUGAUGAUUUUUUUGUCUUACUUUUUUUGUUGUAUUUCUUACUAGAUUCUGCAUCACCGUUUAUUAAGGGUCUUCAUGAAUAGGGAAAAUGAAAGGAAAAGAAAGUUUAUGUUAGAAUUGAAGGAGAUUGAAUUUGAGAUACAUUUAAGAAAACAGUUGUUCAAAU